GAAGAAACUUUGCAACUCUGCAGUACGAAGAGAAUCUGCGGAGUUUUUGGAAAAGCUGUGAAUGGCAGCAUUGUUUGUGAUAGAGAAAAAUUGUUUUUUCUCUAUUCUCUAGGGUACAUCUAUGCCAUGGAAUACUAUGCGCAAUGAGAAAGUGGGGUCGCUGAGGAGCCCGAGGAAGAAGGCAGUGGCGGUGCUGGUAACUGAGCGGAGCCCAGUGACAGGAUGGCUGGGCACGGAUUGGUGUUGGUAUUAGGAGACCUGCACAUCCCACACCAGUGCAACAGUUUGCCGGCUAAAUUCAAAAAACUGCUGGUGCCAGGAAAGAUUCAGCACAUUCUCUGUACUGGAAACCUUUGCACCAAAGAGAGUUAUGACUAUCUCAAGACGCUGGCCGGUGAUGUUCAUAUUGUGAGAGGAGACUUCGAUGAGAAUCUGAAUUAUCCAGAACAGAAAGUUGUGACUGUUGGGCAGUUCAAAAUUGUUUUGAUCCAUGGGCAUCAAGUUAUUCCUUGGGGAGAUAUGGCCAGCUUAGCCCUCUUGCAGAGGCAGUUUGAUGUGGACAUUCUUAUCUCGGGACACACACACAAAUUUGAAGCAUUUGAGCAUGAGAAUAAAUUCUACAUUAACCCAGGUUCUGCCACUGGAGCAUAUAAUGCCUUGGAAGCAAACAUUAUUCCUUCAUUUGUGUUGAUGGACAUCCAGGCUUCUAUAGUUGUCACUUAUGUGUAUCAGCUAAUUGGAGAUGAUGUGAAAGUAGAACGAAUUGAAUACAAAAAAUCUUCAAAGCCAGGCCUGUCUUGUUGGUUUUUAAUUCCCCUGUUCAAAUUAAGUAAUUAAACAUAUGAGCCACAAAAUUGCAUCACUUUUAUAAUAUUUUGCAGUAAAAUAUAUCAUCUUGUUAAUACAAUGUUCUAAGCUUCUUGUAAACUAUAAGAAUAUAUUCUGUUUCCAUAUUUGAUUUCUAUGAAAAAAUGUCCAUCAUACAGUAAAUGGUCAUGCGUUAAGAAAAAUUUAUCCUUGUAAAUAUCUUCAAAGUUGAUUAUCCAGAACUUUAUUACAAAAGUAGUGCAUGAGGAAAAUGAAUCUAGAUUUUCUUGUAUACGUUUUUCUCUUCAGUAAUAAACAGUUACCUUUCAUUUAUUUAAAAAAAAAA
Messenger RNA from Mustela lutreola (European mink), 1153 nucleotides. Its product is annotated as vacuolar protein sorting-associated protein 29-like. The transcript is spliced from 2 exons. The record is from RefSeq and is a predicted model, not a curated record. The coding region runs from base 223 to 837 and encodes 204 amino acids. Gene Ontology annotation, biological process: retrograde transport, endosome to Golgi; intracellular protein transport. Gene Ontology annotation, cellular component: endosome; retromer complex. Lineage: Eukaryota; Metazoa; Chordata; Mammalia; Carnivora; Mustelidae.